Molecule: messenger RNA, 1499 nt
Organism: Diatraea saccharalis (sugarcane borer)
Lineage: Eukaryota; Metazoa; Arthropoda; Insecta; Lepidoptera; Crambidae
Source: the annotation of a GenBank genome assembly
AUUGCAGGUCCACAAACCAUUCACUAAAUUUUGUAAAGAAGUAAAAGCUCCGAUAUUAUUAAAGUGUAAUAGUUAAAAAAUUGUGUAAACAAAGUAGAUAGAUAAUAAAUUGUAUAAAAAUGGAGGACAUGAGAAACGAAAAGGAAUCUAUACCAGAACUACCAGAAUCAUCCACCGAAAGUCUGGACAGGGCUGAAGCUUCGAACAAAGAAUUAGAAGAGUUACAAAACGAAAGCACUAUUGGUGAAAAUUUAAAAAUCAAUAUGAAAGCAUUAGCAAAACGUGCGGAAACAUAUGAAUUAGAGAAAUUCAAAAAGAACCAUAUGCUUAUAUUGAAUCAUAUGCAUGUAAAUGGUUGUGAGUCUAGAAUUGGAACUGAAAAAGAUGUCGAAGCACUUAAGAUAACAUUUGAAAAGUACGGUUUCGAAGUGGACAUUAGAAAUGAUCGGACUCAUACGGAGAUACAGGGAAUACUUAAAGAAUUAAGUAAAAAAGAUUUUACCGAUUAUGGUUGCGUGGCUGUGGCGGUUUUAACACACGGCGCUGAACAAGGCCUCAUAAGGGCAAAAGAUAAAACUUAUAACGAGUCAGAAAUUAUAAAACAUUUUAAAGUCGAUUUAAGACCGACUCUAGUGACGAAACCGAAGAUUGUCAUAAUACAGGCUUGUCGUGGGGAAGAAGAAAUAGAAACAGUGACUGUUUUUAAAGAAAAAGGCAAGACCAAGAAAGAUUUUGAUGAUAAAAAUAAAGAGAAACCGUACACAUUGCCAGUAGAGGCUGACAUGCUCGUAUGUCACAGUUCCUAUUUCGGUAAACCAUCACUUAGGGACGAUAAAAAUGGUUCAUGGUUCAUACAGUCUAUCUGUCGAAAGAUAGAAGAAUUGGCAGCAACACAUGACUUUGAAUCAAUCAUGGUUGAAGUGAAGAGACAAGUCGCUAUAGAUCAUUGCGAGGUAGAACGUAACACAACAACGGAUCAGAUAGAAAUAAACAAACAAAUGCCAGUGAUUACGUCAACUUUGAUAAGAAAGUUGUAUCUCAGAAAGUAUGGCGAACCACCUGUAUUAGUACGCGAUUAUAUACCACCGUUGACACCUCAAAUCUCUCAAUGCCCUUGUUUUAUAGACCAUUUUGACUAUAUGAAGACUUGUUUGAGUUACUACUUGGAUGAACAUCCCGGAGACAACGCAGCACAGUCGUUAUACGAUAUGGUUAAAGUUUUCGACGAUAGACCAGAAUAUAAUGAAAUCAAAAAGGAAAUGUUGAAAGACAUUUCGGACCAUCUCAGAAGUGAUAGAGCAAGAGAAUAUCAGUUCCAAAAAUUUGUGCACUUCUUUAAUAGCGGGCAAUUUACCAAUUAAUUAACACAACUUUCUAAUACAUAAAAUGUAUAUUAAAUUAUGAUAUAUUAAUAUGCUUUGUCCAGAAGUCAUUUUUACAUAUUCUUUUGUUACACACAUAACGGAGAUCUUUUUCCUAGACCGUGUCCUGUUUGAAGA